AUGGCUAAAUGGGGAAUACAAGUUUCUAGGAACUGUGUACUAUGCAGAACUGAUGCUGAAGAAACACAUUCACAUUUGUUUUUUGCUUGUGAUUAUUCAAGACAGAUUUGGAGUUCUUUCUUAUCCCGGACAGGAGAAAGCAGUCAAGUAGGGAACUGGGAGGAGGAGAUUGAGAGAUUAGCGACUAAACAAUGCAAUAGCAAAACUCAUGCAGAGGUACUAGGAUGGUUACUAGCUGCUACUGUUUAUCAUGUGUGGAAGGAGCGCAAUGCUAGACGAUUUCAAGAGCAGCAACAGGAAUGUGUCUCAAGACUGAGAGAGAUUACCAUUCAAUUACAUAGGAAAGAACAGUUUAGAAACAAGUGGAAAAGAGUACUUGAUAGAUUAAACUCAUACCCAAGUCUAAUAUAG
This is a messenger RNA of Nicotiana attenuata, 411 nucleotides long. RefSeq lists its product as uncharacterized. The transcript has a single exon. Lineage: Eukaryota; Viridiplantae; Streptophyta; Magnoliopsida; Solanales; Solanaceae. The record is from RefSeq and is a predicted model, not a curated record. The coding region runs from base 1 to 411 and encodes 136 amino acids.